AUGUCGCAUAUGGCGGGGCGAACAAGUCAGUCUGGUGGCAUCGAAUCGACCUUCUAUAUCGAUAAUGAGAACGGCGUAGAGAUGAGGACCGAGUACAUUCGGAUCCGAUCAUCGCCUUGGGAAAAUGAUAUAAUUUUGCGUUCGCUAUUGUCCUUGAGGAUGGGCUAUCCGUGUCAAGUUUUCCACGCUUCAGAGCUUCCUGAACGUGUCCAGACCAACCUCAACGGCCGCAAGCGCAAGUUGGGCCAAGGAGCCAAGAAUGUCGACCUAAACGGCUGUGAGCUCCUUGAGAUGCUCCAGUACAAGUGCGAGAUCAAAGAACCUGUCAAGUGGGAUAGUCCUGUGCAGUGCUUUGCCGUUGAACGGUUAUUCAGAAACCUUGAUGGCGGAUGGCAAAAUGUUCUGAUGAUUUGUUUCCUUCGUGUAGAUGUCAGGACAAGAAAGGUUCGUUCAUGGUCGAGACAACAGCGUGGGAGGGUAAAGAUUAUCCUGUGGAGGGACAACAGAGCGACGAUGGGAAAGACGGCAGAAACAAGGCGCCCCCUCAGCACUACCACUGGUCCUCAAGCUGGCACUCGCCCGACACAGCAAGAUAAGGACUAG
Molecule: messenger RNA, 603 nt
Organism: Fusarium pseudograminearum CS3096
Lineage: Eukaryota; Fungi; Ascomycota; Sordariomycetes; Hypocreales; Nectriaceae
Exons: 5
Coding region: 1-603 (200 amino acids)
Cellular component (GO): mitochondrial inner membrane peptidase complex
Source: RefSeq, a predicted model, not a curated record